UAUGUACUCCUUCAUCACCAACGAUACUAAUCUCUCUUGUUUGGUGUAUAUAUAAGCAUUAAUGUCUGGUGUUUGGGUGAUCAAAAACGGCGUCUUUAGGCUCGACCCGGGAGUGGAUUCGAUGCAGAAAAGGAAAGUGCUUGUCCACAUACCCACAAACGAAGCUAUCACAUGUUAUGAUGAUUUGGAGAGGAAGCUAACUCCGCUUGGGUGGGAGAGGUACUACGGUGACCUCGACCUGCUUCAGUUCCACAAGAGAUCCACCGUCCAUCUCAUCUCUCUCCCUAAAGAUUUCUCCAAGUUCAAGUCGAUGCAUAUGUACGAUAUUGUUGUCAAGAACCGCAAUAUUUUCGAAGUCAAAGACAUGUGAGUGUCCUCUUUGUUAGCACUAGCAGUUUUAGUGUUUUGUGUUGUGUAGCAACGCGCUCGAGUGGGCAUGUUCAUAAAGUUCUACAAUAUCAAGUUUGGUAGUGUUGGAUGAGCUAUCAAAUGGUGAUGGACUAAGUCUCUUGUACCACAUCGUCCAUGAGAAUAUGUGAAGUACAAAAUUAAUAAACCAAACUUUUGCUAGCGUUUUUUUCUAGACUUAAACUUAUAAGAACUGAUCCAAAACAGACAAAAUGUUACUAGUGCAGAAGGGCGGGUUAUUACAUAUGUGCGUCAUGUUUGUUUUUGUGUGUGUUAAGGUUAGUACUGACGUCGUUGUUUAUGAUGUAUGGGUUUUGGGUUUUUAUGGCUUUAGUUCAAAGCAAAUGUAGUGAAGGGCUUGCUUUCAUUUUUGUAAGUAGAUGUGUUGUAAAUUGUAAUAGUGAUGAUUGGUUAUGGAAUUAAUGGCAAUUGGGUUUUUAAA
Messenger RNA from Tripterygium wilfordii, 850 nucleotides. Its product is annotated as flowering-promoting factor 1-like. NCBI's taxonomy places the organism in Eukaryota, Viridiplantae, Streptophyta, Magnoliopsida, Celastrales, Celastraceae. The transcript has a single exon. Gene Ontology annotation, biological process: regulation of flower development. The record is from RefSeq and is a predicted model, not a curated record. Bases 62 to 370 code for a protein of 102 amino acids.